AUGACGUCCAAGAUUUUGAUCGCUCUGUUUGCUGGUAAGCUGGGUUGAUAAGAAAUGGAACAAAAUUUUAUAGAUAAUACUAUGAUUUGAUUAUAAAAUAAGAUAUCUAGAAUAAGGUCUAAUUUGAAGCAACUUUUUUAAAUACGACGGAUCAAACAUCAAGCAUGUAUAUAGACUGUUAUGUUACAUUUGACCUUUGAGACCCGGGGAGCUUCCGGCUUCAAUCUCACCAAAUUUAACUCCGUUUGAACCCCGGAAGUUGGUCAUUUCCGGUUGUUACAACAAUCUAACUAUAUUUACAUUCAAAAAAUAAAUAGAUAAAGUAAUCCAGAUUCGAGUAGUUUAGAUCAUAAAAAUCAAAUCUUAAUUUAAAACUGAACUAAUCAGGUAUAAUCUUCAGUUCUCUCCCUCACAUGUAUCGCCGACGCCCAGAAAUAUCGACGGAUUCGGAAUCUCCGAGAAGCCGUCUUCGGAUUUCCCCCUGGCUCCGCAUCAUCUGAAUCUACAGUAAGUUCCUCUUAUGAUCACUCUAGUAAACUUUUGAACAAAAAGCCUGCCCUUUACCCAAUUUCCUCCCACCUCAUUACACUCACUUACAUAUUUCGUGCUUAAAUCCCGUCACUCUCCCCAUACAUUGUCGUCAUAUCUCAACUUUAAUAUCAGAUAUUGGCAGUGAAGGGAGUAGGCCGAAAACCUUACAGUCUACAGUAGAUUUACAAUUUACGCAAAGCAUCCUUGUUUACGAAUGAGACCUUUUUAUUUCACAAUGCACUUAUAAUGAUUAAUAUUGAACCAUUAAAACUGUUGUAUUUUAAGUGCAGCAAAAACCGGAAACGACUAUAUUAUUCAUGACAUCUUGUUCAUGAGUAAUUACUCUACUUUUGUCCCUUGUUUCAUGAAUUCUCGAUUACUUUGGGGGCUUGCAAUUAGCCUCGCAUCAAAAACACAUCUGACAUUACUACUGUAACAUUAUUUUAGGAUGAGAGUCCAGAUGUUUCCUCGUUUUUUAUGCCCAAAAGAGAGCAGUUAUUGGAUCCGUUCACCGGCCAGAGAUACCCAGCUAGCCGAGCCUCAAUCCGCAGAAUGUUCCGGUUCAGCUAA
This is a messenger RNA of Bursaphelenchus xylophilus (pine wood nematode), 1101 nucleotides long. The record is from the annotation of a GenBank genome assembly. Lineage: Eukaryota; Metazoa; Nematoda; Chromadorea; Rhabditida; Aphelenchoididae.